UAUAAACGAGAAUCAGAAAGUUUAUUGCUAGUUUUUUUUAAAGAAGAGAUAUUACUUAGUUUAAAAGUUUCUCAAUUCAAAGUUAGAGAAAAAGAAACCUGUAUAAUGGUGAAUUUACAGCGAGCCCUGUUCUCUCUUUUGUUCCUCAUUUCGUAUUCUGUGACGUCAGCAACCCCUGAUCCUCUUUGGAAUUCAGCAGCGGAAUCAACAGACAUGGAAGAUUCAGAAGACAGUGUAGAAAGAAUUGACAAACCUUUACUAAACUUUUUAAUUACCCGUAAUGGUCUUGAAAGUGCAGGCAUUCCAGCAUCAAUUGCUGAAAAAAGAUAUGGAUUUGCAGCCAUGAGGGGAAAGAAGUUCUACAACGAUUUGGAAAGUCCAAUAGUGAGGAACAGUAAACGUGCUCGCUUUUUCGGACUCCGUGGGAAAAGAGUUCCAAAUCUUCGACACAAGCUUUCAGACGAAGAAUUUAAAAAUAUUCUUGGAAAACUAUUGAACGAUGCCUAUGAUUUUUCAACGAAUUCAAACGAUGCAGAUUCCAGUCCAGAAAAGCGAUUCCGCUUUACUGCUCUAAGAGGGUGAACGUCAGAUCACGCCUAGAGAAGCCAGAUAUGGAUAUUUUUGCAAAUUAUUUACUAAGGACGUGGUGCAUUUAACAUCUGUUUCUUUUAUAGACAGUUGAUAUAUGUGUUCAUCGAAGUGUCUUCACAAAUUCAUUCAAUUCUAAGUUAAAGUAGUCCUCUUUUUUUUGAAGAAAAAUUCUGUGUACAUUUAUUAUUGACAAUUUGAAAGACAAUUAAUUCAAAGUUGUUAUUUCUUUUUGUUUAAAAUAAAUAAAAGCAUCACCCUUA
Messenger RNA from Saccostrea echinata, 851 nucleotides. RefSeq lists its product as uncharacterized. The record is from RefSeq and is a predicted model, not a curated record. The transcript has 4 exons. NCBI's taxonomy places the organism in Eukaryota, Metazoa, Mollusca, Bivalvia, Ostreida, Ostreidae. Bases 106 to 582 code for a protein of 158 amino acids.